AUGAUCCGAGUAUUUCUGAUUCUCGCUGUGAUCGUAACCAGCACUUGGGCCACAGACUACCUCCUGCUGCCCGAGGAUGCAGACUUGUAUGUGCCGUGCACCGAUGGACCUCCCGGAUCGGUUAACCUCCCCGAAGCCUUCGACAUGAGGAAUAUAAAGAUCGAUCAGGAUGGCGAAGACAUCCAUUUAACGGGGAACUGCACGUCCGUGUGGAGCGUACCACCCACAGAUCGCAUUGACGCCAGGAUUACUGUGAUGCGCUUUGACCGCGGUACGUGGCAACCCACAGUGCUCAAUAUUCACACAUCGAAUCUCUGCUCCGUGAUGUUCGAUAAGAAUCAAUAUUGGUAUAAAUUCUGGUUCAAGUCCUUUAGCAACCGCGAGGAGAUGAGGGAGAAGUGCAUUGGAACGAAGGGGACCGUUCUGACAUACAACAAUUUUACUGUGAAGCCGCGUCUGAAUAACGUAAUUGGCCCUACUCUCCACGGUCGCUAUAAGGCGGUAAUUACCUUUGAACCGUUCGACGAAAAUAACAUAAAACGACCGCUUUCUGUGUGCUUCGAGGUCAGGGGCUAUAUUGAGAAAAUAAAAUAGUUAAGAAUUUGUAAAAACUAA
Drosophila rhopaloa is the source of this 615-nucleotide messenger RNA. RefSeq lists its product as uncharacterized. The transcript is spliced from 3 exons. The coding region runs from base 1 to 594 and encodes 197 amino acids. The record is from RefSeq and is a predicted model, not a curated record. Lineage: Eukaryota; Metazoa; Arthropoda; Insecta; Diptera; Drosophilidae.